This is a messenger RNA of Cyclopterus lumpus (lumpfish), 2276 nucleotides long. It is a transcript of the gene trim105, whose product is annotated as tripartite motif containing 105. The record is from RefSeq and is a predicted model, not a curated record. The coding region runs from base 154 to 1431 and encodes 425 amino acids. The transcript has 7 exons. NCBI's taxonomy places the organism in Eukaryota, Metazoa, Chordata, Actinopteri, Perciformes, Cyclopteridae. Gene Ontology annotation, molecular function: metal ion binding; protein binding.
AAUACGCGUCUACGUCUUGUAUCAGUGGAGUCGAGAGCGCAGAGCAAAUGGAGAGACUUUGAAGUAUUCGGGAAAACAUUUCUCGGAGCAACGGACUACGCUUUUGCUUUCACUUCAGCGUGGGCAGACUUUGUAGAAGAAAGCCCUCUCACCAUGGCUGCUGCAGCUCCAUCCACCAAAGGCAGCCUGAGAGAGGACCUGACAUGUGCCAUAUGCUGUGACCUGUUCACGGAGCCUGUCAUGUUGGCCUGCAUGCACCACUUCUGCAAACCCUGCAUCUCCAGGUACUGGAGUGGAACUCGGGGGCCUGUCACCUGCCCACAGUGCCGCAAGGAGUUCAGCUCCAAGCAUUUUCAAACUAACUACCUCGUGACAGCCAUGGUGGAGAAGGUCCGGGCCACCACCUCCGACACUUACAUCAAGAAACAACUGAAAGAGACUUUGGAGAGUCAUCGCCAGAAGAAGGAGGUCUUCAUCAACAGUAUUCGCAGAGACAGAGGCAAGAUGGAUGCCAUAAAGAGAGUCGGAGCAGAUGUGCAGGCUCGCAUCAAAGGGGAAUUCACAGCUCUCCAUCAGAUCCUGCACAACGAGGAGACCUGCACCAUUGUGAAGAUUAGGAGCGAGCAGGAGGAGGAGCUGGAGAAAGUCCAGCGCCACCUGGAGGCCACAGAGCUGGCGGUGGGGGAGCUGGAGGACAGUAUGAGAGCACUACAGCAGGCGAGCACUGCCACUGAGAACACCAUACUAGCUGAGCUCCCACAGCUGAGGCCAUGUGUGCAGGUGGAUAUUGCCCCAGAGUUUGAUACGAAUGCUUUCAUCAACAAAUACAUGGCCCCGCUACAGUACAUCAUAUGGAGAAAGAUGCUCGCGUAUUUGAAUCCAGGCCCUUCCCCAUUAACGUUUGACGUCGACACAGCACACCCGAACAUUCACGUAUCCAGGGACAAAACCGCGGCGGUCGAAUGUGACGUCCAGAUCCCCCAUGUGGACCAGGACAAACGUUUCCUGCAGUGCGUCAACAUUUUGGCCGCCCAGGGCUUCCAGUCAGGCCGACACUACUGGGAGGUCAAGGUGGGAUCCAAACCUAAGUGGGACGUGGGCGUGGCGUCGGAGGCCAUAGACCGGUGCUCUCGGAUUAAGCUGAGCCCCGAAAGCGGCUACUGGACUCUGUGUCUGCGCAACAGGAGCGAGUACUCGGCCGGCACGCAGCCCUGGACGCGUCUGCAGCUCGGCGCUACGCCUCGGAGGCUUGGGGUUUUCUUGGACUGUGAGGGGAGGAGGGUGUCCUUCUACAACGCCGAUGACAUGAGUCUGCUCUACUCGUUCACCAACGGGCCGCGGGGCAAGGCGUUCCCCUUCUUCAGCCCAUGCUUUAGUGACGGCAGUCAGAAACCUAUUAAACUCCUCCACUACCUGCCCCUCGCAACUUGAUAAAAGCCUACCAGUGUGCGAGAGCUCUCUAUUCACUUAUUGACCACUUAUUAUUUCUGUAAAACAAGUUUAAAAUUACAGAUUGUUCUCUUAUUUUCCAUGCUUUAAUGAUCAGAUAUUACAGAUUGCCAGAUGCAUCUAUUUUCUUUUCUGAAAUGUACUCUAAAAGCUUUGACAUAUUCAUCAUAAAAUAAAAUUCCACCGGCUCUAAUCUGAAGAGGCUCGUUCGAUUUGCAGAAGCAAUCAGCGGACACAUAAAAAGAAACUUCUAUACUCAGCCUUUUGGGGUUGAAUAUAAUGACGCUUAGAUGCAUCAAGAUUUAAUUUAAUACCUUGCUGGUUCUUCACUGUUCAAAUAAAUAUCUGAGCUAGAUGAAGAUGGUUGACAUUUUAAUAACAUUCUGCAUAAUUGUCUGUCAUCAAUUGAGACUUUCCUUAGGCUCCCUUGUAAAAAGGUCUCAUAAUCACCAUUGACUUCAAUCAGCAUGAAGGAAUUGUUCCCUUUAUGAUUAUACAUUUGAUGAAAUAGUUCAUGUUGUAUGCAUUAGUAGGCCAUUAAAUAGUUUUGCCUUUUUUUUUUUUAUUUGAGAUGUUUUAUAAUUUAGGUUUUAACCACCAACACAACAUCUCAUGAGUGCUUUAGAUUACUUCUCGCAUCUCCUGUUGAUUGAUUGUCAUUAAUAUAUGUUACAGGUGCCUGAAUUUCAAUAUAUAAUGUACACUUUUUGUUGAUGUUGCUCAAUGAAAUGUAGUUCCCUGCAGGAUUCCGCCUAUGCAGCACAUUUAUGUUGUGAUUGCAUGUCGGCUACGUGUUGGAUCAUUUCCUAAUAAAGACCCAAACAAUA